AAGCGCGUCAGGGCGGCCGGCCGGGCGGGCGUUGCCAUGGAGGAGCUGAGCGCGGCGCUGGCGGCCGGCGCCGUCCUGGCGGCUCCCAACAGCCCGGCCGGUCCUCACCCCCGGCUGGCCGCCUACAAGGCCCGCGGCGGGCCGGGGCAGGCCGAACGCCGCCGGCGCCUCCUCCGCCUCCAGAGAGAGAGGCGGCUGGACUACGUGAACCAUGCCAGGAGGUUGGCAGAGGACGACUGGGCAGGGGUGGAGAACGAGGGCGAGGAGAAGGAGGAAGACGCGGAGGAAGAGGAGAUGGACGUGGAUGCUGGCAAGAAGUUGCCCAAGCGCUACGCCAAUCAGCUGAUGCUGUCAGAAUGGCUGGUUGAUGUCCCCUUGGAUCUGGAGCAGGAGUGGGUUGUAGUGGUGUGUCCCGUCGGGAAAAGGGCGCUUGUCGUGGCGUCCAGGGGCACAACAGCAGCUUACACCAAAAGCGGCUUCUGUGUCAACAGGUUCCCAUCCCUGCUGCCGGGAGGGAACCGGCACAAUUCAACGAGCGAGAAAGUGUACUGCAUCUUGGACUGCAUCUACAAUGAGGCAAAGCAGACGUACUAUAUCCUCGACGUGAUGUGCUGGAGAGGACACCCUGUUUAUGACUGCCAGACCGACUUCAGAUUCUUCUGGCUCUCCUCAAAGAUCCAAGAGGAGGAAGGGCUGGGAGAGAAAAGCAGGAUUAAUCCAUUCAAAUUUGUGGGCCUGCAGAACUUCCCCUGCUCCUCGGACAGCCUGUGUAAGGUGCUGGCUAUGGACUUCCCCUUCGAGCCCAGGAAUCCCCCUUUUUCUGGGAUUAUUUUGCAAGAUCUUAACAGUGACUGAAAUUUAUGGACAGAGUAGUGCAAGAAGCUCUACCCACUCUGCUGGAGGUUAGCACCUGUGGUACAGAGACGGACAUAGGCUGCUCUUUGCUCAGCCUGGCUCACAGUCCAGCACCGUAGCCGAAAUCACCUCAAUCCACUCGGUUCACCGACGCCUUAGCUCACUGCUGAUAUAUGUGCCGCUCUGCUGUAUGUAUUCUGGGGGCUGUAGGCUCGGGGAGGGGCCUGGGAGCAAUUCAGCCCAAGGUGGGCUCUUUUUCUCAUCUCUUCUGCAGACUCGGCCACUCUUACUCGUAGCCAAAUGGCCUUUUAAGAGCUUGCGAGGCUGAGCUAAGGGGAGCACCACCUCCAGCGUUAGUCAGCCCAACAGCAGGAUCUAACCUUGUGGAGUGCGCUCCUGGGAAGCGCAGGAAGAUGGGGGGUGAAAAUCCCUGAGCAUGGUGGGGAAGCGGGGAAAACGUCAGCCAGCUGCAGUAUUGCAGAGCGUGGAAAUAGUAGCACAAGAGUUAGGGCCUAAACCUUCAAAGUCCUGAGUGCCCUUAACUGUCAUUGAUUGCUGGAGAAGUUCUCUCUUGGGAAACAUGAAGAAUUUAUUUUGCAUAAGCCAGCUGAAAGAGCUUUAGCAGCGUUACGAAUCAGGGCUCCUUGGCGUCAUGCGCUCUGACUAAUUACUCUCCAAAUGUAUUAUUUAAAAUAACCUUAAUCCAGUAAAAUGGCCUUUCUGUGUGCUGCCUUAUUCAGAAACCUGAUGGCUUUUCUGCAGAAUGGGAUCAUAGCAACCAGAGGAAAAGUACUGGUCAGUGCCAACAUCAGGCUGAAAUUGUUUGCCUUUGAUGAUUUAAACCCAUCCGGCAGUCGCUGGGCUUGCACCGAUCUUUCAGGGCAGGAGCUCUGCAGGUUUCUUCUUUCCCUUCCGCUAUUUAUUGCACUGCUUGAGGAAAAAUGAUCCAGCUGGUAGUUUUGGCCUGUAAAUGGAGAGCAGUGCUGUCGUCUGGCACUCGGUCAUCCACCUGCAAAAGCCUCCAGCUCUGGCCUUUCAUUCACUCUCUUUUUCCUUUUUACAGGUCGACGGACUUCUCUUCUAUCACAAGCAAACCCACUACACCCCCGGCAGCACCCCGCUGGUGGGCUGGCUCCGGCCUUACAUGGUACCCGAAAUCCUCGGGCUCGCCGUGCCCACUACCGUGCUCACUGCCAAACCAGACUAUGCUGGGCGUCAGCUCCAGCAGAUCAUUGAGAGCAAGAAGAUUAAAAAGCUGGCAGCAGAAAAGGGUCAG
Aquila chrysaetos chrysaetos is the source of this 2131-nucleotide messenger RNA. RefSeq names its product snurportin 1 (gene SNUPN). The record is from RefSeq and is a predicted model, not a curated record. Lineage: Eukaryota; Metazoa; Chordata; Aves; Accipitriformes; Accipitridae. Gene Ontology annotation, biological process: protein import into nucleus; snRNA import into nucleus. Gene Ontology annotation, molecular function: protein binding; nuclear import signal receptor activity. Gene Ontology annotation, cellular component: cytoplasm; nucleus. The transcript is spliced from 8 exons. Bases 37 to 855 code for a protein of 272 amino acids.